Molecule: messenger RNA, 2339 nt
Organism: Alosa alosa (allis shad)
Lineage: Eukaryota; Metazoa; Chordata; Actinopteri; Clupeiformes; Clupeidae
Product: syncoilin-like
Exons: 6
Coding region: 222-1745 (507 amino acids)
Cellular component (GO): intermediate filament
Source: RefSeq, a predicted model, not a curated record
GGGGGUGGGAUAACUCUCUCCCUCUCUCUCUAUCUCCGUCUUGCAGUCUCUGUAUCUACACAGACACUUCUUUAAGAUUGUUCGGACAUACCAGAGGAUUUAACUGGAAACGUAAUCAGGAAGUGAGGCUAUUAAAAACUAACAAAAGAACAAAGUUGGCAAGGCCACCUCCAAGCUCGCCACUAAAUGGAGACGACGGAGACAGCCAUUACCCCUGAUGGAUGUCUGGAGCAAGGGCAGAAGCAUAUAUGCCCUCUGUGGGGGGUGAGCUUGAGGGAGAGCCUCAGCCAACUCAAGGAGUAGCGUCAGACUAUCCCUGGACAGGGAACCCAGUGGGCAUCACAGAGGACAAACAGGUGCACGUCCACAUCACAGACUCGGUGCACCCUCUGUUUGUGGAGAUGUGUUCUCCAUCCCCUGUGCAGACAACGUCUCGUGUCACGUCAGCUCCACUGUCUGCGCAGGCUUCCGCUCCAGCUAGUAUGGAGCCAUCUGCCCCAGGACCCAUGCAAACCUCUUCCUGUGUCGCUGCUCAAACCUUAGCCUCUCUCAGUGAGCACCUGACUCCUCAGCUUCCUAUGCAGUGCUCACGUUCUCCAUCUCCUCCCUUAACAGGCGUGUUUACCAUCCAGGCACAGACUUCUGCUUCUUUAACAGAAACUGUGUCCCAUCCUCCCCAGGCAGUCCUUUCUGUACCUGGGCAGGUGUCUGCUCCUCACCUGACCCAGACACCUCCCCUUACACCUGCGCAGUCUUGUGCUUCUCUGGCAAUGCAAAUCUCUCCGCUCUGCUUUGCGCUGCUGCCUGUGCAAACAUCCCCUCCACCACAGUGGGCGGUGGAGGAGGAGGUGGCUGCUCAUUUCGGGACGUGCCUGGAGGAGGUGGGUGUCCUGGAGCGCCGGCGGGAGGCACUGGUGCACGAGCUGCUGCAGCUGGAGCAGCCCAUGAUGGAGGCGGUGCGGGCGGUGCGGGCGGAGCUGGCUCAGGCGUACGGGCGGCUGACGCGGGCACAGCUGCAGCUGUUGUGGCGGCAGGAGGACGUGAGGCAGGUGAAGCGGAAGCUGCUCAACGUGACCAGGCACAGCAUCCAGAGCCAGGUGGAUCUGUCGGCACUGCAGUAUGAGGUGGCUCAGUCUGUCAUCAUGCAGGAGGAGCUCCAGUCCCAGGUCCUGGAUCAUUUACAGGAGGUGGCCCAGCUUCGGGAGGACCACAAAAAACAAAUGGAUAGUCAGCAAAACAACCUAAAGAAACGCCGACGCCGUCGUACCAUGAGUGACCUCUCUCACUGUCGACGCUUCUCUGCUGACCUCAGUAGCUAUACUUGCGGCAGUAUGAAGAUGCUGGAGGACUGGUAUGAGCCCCGUGUGCUGGCCCUGCUGAGACGCAGACAGACUGCAGAGGAGGUGCUGAGGAGGAGCAGGGAGCUCACGGAGGAGCUGAGGACUCGUCUCCUACCCCUACAGGAGGAGGCGCACAAGCUCUCGCUGCAAAGGAAAUGCCUGGAGCAGAAGAUUGCACUGAUGGAGCGGGAGAGGGAGGAGAGUGCCACACAAUACAAGGAGAGCAUCUUUUAUCUGGAAGAGACUAUGAGAGAGCUGAAGGCUGAUCUGCAGAUGCAGAGGAUGGCCAAUGCAGAGCUGAAGCAGCUCAAGAACAGCCUUCUACUGGAGCUUCAGUCUUAUGGGUGUAGCAUUAGCAUCAGUGAGCAUACAGACAUGGCCAGUGGUGGAGGAGAAGACUUGUGAGCAGUCACUAUUGGAAGAUCAAUUUACCCAGGAGCCAGUUAUUAUCAUGUAAUCAACAUAUAUGAUCAUCUGUAUGUUUGCAGUGAUAUUUCAACAUAUAUGUUAAAUAGUCUAUUGUUGAUCAUGUAUACUCUGCUGACCCUGCCAAACACAUUUUGGCAAAAUAUUAUAAUCUAAAAUAUACAUAUUGAAAUAUGCUAUGAUUAUAAUGCUGAGCACUUCUGAAAGUUUGAUUGAAGUGAUUCUAUGUAUGAUAGGUGUCUAGGCCCACAGUGAUUAUGUCAUUGUAAAGGCAUGAUUAAAAGAAAGUGUCUGAAUGUGCAUUAAAUCAACCUCACUUGUCUGAUGUAGCUAUAGCAAUCUAAAUCAAAAUUGAGAGAUGAACCACAACAUUCUUACCCUCAACAAAUUAUUCUGUGACUUUUUCCAAAUUUGUGAACAGAUUCAAAUAGGCCUAUAGUAUUUGUCUACAACAGUCAUGCUGUUCAUCACAUUUAAACUGAACUGAGCAAGGCUACACAUAAUUUAGUUGUACCUGUGUAUAAUGACAAUAAACAUACAAAUUAAUUCAUAUACAAUAAACAAAUGCAUUCA